Molecule: messenger RNA, 1886 nt
Organism: Cariama cristata (Red-legged seriema)
Lineage: Eukaryota; Metazoa; Chordata; Aves; Cariamiformes; Cariamidae
Gene: UBXN7
Product: UBX domain protein 7
Exons: 9
Biological process (GO): proteasome-mediated ubiquitin-dependent protein catabolic process
Cellular component (GO): nucleus
Molecular function (GO): ubiquitin binding
Source: RefSeq, a predicted model, not a curated record
GGAUGAAGUGCGAGCUCCAAUUCCUCAAAAACAGGAAAUUUUAGUAGAGCCUGAGCCCUUGUUUGGAGCUCCUAAAAGACGCAGACCUGCACGCUCGAUAUUUGACGGCUUUCGGGAUUUUCAGACAGAAACCAUUCGACAGGAACAGGAGCUACGAAAUGGAGGGGCAGUAGAUAAGAAACUCACUACUUUAGCAGACCUCUUCAGACCUCCCAUUGAUCUGAUGCACAAAGGCAGCUUUGAAACGGCCAAGGAGUGUGGUCAGAUGCAGAACAAAUGGCUCAUGAUAAACAUUCAGAAUGUGCAAGAUUUUGCCUGUCAGUGUCUCAACCGCGAUGUCUGGAGCAAUGAGGCUGUGAAGAACAUAAUCCGGGAACAUUUCAUUUUUUGGCAGGUGUACCAUGACAGUGAGGAAGGACAGAGGUACAUACAGUUUUAUAAAUUAGCAGACUUCCCUUAUGUCUCCAUCCUGGAUCCCCGGACAGGCCAGAAACUAGUGGAGUGGCACCAGCUAGAUGUGACUUCUUUCUUGGACCAAGUGACUGGGUUCCUGGGUGAGCAUGGACAGCUGGAUGGCCAUUCUACCAGCCCUCCCCAAAAAUGCUCUCGUUCAGAGAGUCUCAUUGAUGCCAGUGAAGACAGCCAGUUGGAAGCUGCUAUCAGAGCCUCGUUACAGGAGACGCAUUUUGAUUCCUCACAGGCCAAGCAGGAGAGUCGGUCAGAUGAGGAGUCAGAGUCAGAGCUUUUUUCUGGAAGCGAAGAGUUUAUUUCAGUUUGUGGAUCUGAGGAGGAGGAGGAAUCGGAGAAUCCUGCCAAGUUGAGGAAGUCUCCGCACAAGGACUUGGGGUAUAAAAAAGAGGAGAGCCGGAGGGCUCAACCUGAGCCCCCUGCAAGGACUGAGCCUGGGACAACAUCAAAUCACAGAGUACUGCCCUGCAUUGAUGCAGGGAUGCUGGAGGAGUCAACUGACAGACCUGAAAGUACAUUUCAGGGCCUAGAUGUGAAUGGACCAAAGGCACAGCUGAUGCUAAGGUAUCCAGAUGGAAAGAGGGAACAAAUUUCACUGCCCGAACAAGCUAAACUUCUGGCUCUUGUGAAACAUGUCCAGUCAAAAGGAUACCCCAAUGAACGCUUUGAACUUCUCACCAACUUCCCUCGAAGGAAACUCUCCCACCUGGACUAUGAGAUCACGUUACAGGAGGCAGGCCUGUGCCCUCAAGAGACUGUCUUUGUGCAGGAAAGGAAUUAGCACCGUGGCCUGAGUUCUCCCAGCCUUCCUCCCCUCUCCUCUUUGCCUGGGACACCAACUCAUUAAAUAUGCAGUUAAGGGUCAUAAGAUUGCAGUGCUGAAAUCAGGCAGGCAGCUGGCUGGCCCUUCUCUUCCUUCUUCCCUUCUCCUGCUCUAGUGACCAAAUGAGAGUGUUCAGAGUUUUAUUAUCUUCCUCAGCUUGGGCCCUGCGGAGAGCAUUGGGAAGAACAUCUUUCCUUUGUUUUCAUGGAAUAAAGUAAAAUGAUGAUCUGCGUAUCCAGUAUGCUGGGGCUUGGAGUGGCCAUAAUACACAUACCCUUCUCGCUGCUAUUCUUAAAUCUGUUUUGUUUAAUUUAUUUUGGAAAAUAGUGUGUGAUAAGGCACUGAGUCACCUCUCUGUAAGGAGAGAGUGUAAUCUUCAGUACAGCCUUUCCUUUGUUUUCAUUCUCGACACGAAAGGUCUCCAUUAACCUUACAGCCUUCUCAAGGGUUCACUUAUCUAGCGUUCUGCAAAAACUUGGGUUUUGGGAAGGAGUUGGGUUGAGCUGUGGUGAGAUACUCUGCCCCUGUCUAAUUUAAAGGCUUCUAGAUUGCAUGCAUGGUUUCCUCCUGCUUUAAAUGCUGCCAGUGGAUAUAG